Messenger RNA from Antechinus flavipes (yellow-footed antechinus), 4205 nucleotides. RefSeq names its product NHERF family PDZ scaffold protein 2 (gene NHERF2). The record is from RefSeq and is a predicted model, not a curated record. Gene Ontology annotation, cellular component: apical plasma membrane. Gene Ontology annotation, molecular function: signaling receptor binding; protein-membrane adaptor activity. Gene Ontology annotation, biological process: protein localization to plasma membrane. Lineage: Eukaryota; Metazoa; Chordata; Mammalia; Dasyuromorphia; Dasyuridae. The transcript has 7 exons. The coding region runs from base 770 to 1807 and encodes 345 amino acids.
GGGCGGGGGCGGCGCCGAGUUGGAGCCCAAGCCCGAGCCCGAGCCCGAGCCCGAGCCCGAGCCGGAGCCGGAGCCGGAGCCGGAGCGGGAGCUUAGCUUAGCCACCACUGCCGCUUGGUCUCAGCAGCCUCCAGCUUCAGCCCCAAGCCCAGCCUGGACCCGUCCUUGGGGCGGCAGAAAUCGCAGCCUCUGGUCUGGGUCCAAUUCAGCCUUGUCCGGCCCGAACCUAGAGCCUGGCCCAGCAUGGCAGUAGAGGCCCCUGCCCCCGGUCCCAGUCGUUUCCCGGCCCGGUGCAACGUCCAGUCCAGCCUCUGAAGGACUCCCGACGACGGUCCCUGGGAGCCCAGCGUCCCUGCUCCCAGCCCGCUUCCCCUACACUAGUUGAACUGCGGCCCGGACUUCCCGGAUCCCCCAAGUUCUGCACCUCUCUGCCUUGCUUCGCGGUGCACCCCGAUCUCCAGCAACUGAACCCCUCCGCACAGCACUCUUGAGUUCCAUCACCCGGAUCCCUCAGCCUUGCGCCCGCCAUCCCCUCAGCCCUCCCUCCUCCCUCUCUUCCAGCUCUAAUCCUUUACCCCACUUCUGUUCCCCCUAUCCCGCAUCCUCGGCCCCUCUAGGGCCCAAAUCCCCACUGGCCUUGCGACCCUUUCCUUAACUCUCCAGUCCCGAGACCCGGGACUCCCGAGUCCUGUACUCCUUGGCUUGGGGUUCCUCGUAACCGUCCCCGCCCCCUCCACUCCCCAGAGCUCGCGCCCCCAACGGCGGCGCCAUGGCCAAGGACCAACUGCGGCCCCGGCUGUGCCGGAUGAUCAAGGGCGAGCAGGGCUACGGUUUCCACCUGCACGGAGAAAAGGGCAAAAGUGGCCAAUUCAUUCGCAAGGUGGAGCCGGGCUCCCCGGCGGAGGCAGCAGCGCUGCGCGCUGGAGACCGGCUGGUGGAGGUGAAUGGGGUCAACGUGGAGAAGGAGACGCACCUCCAGGUGGUACAGAGGAUCAAGGCUGUAGAGGGUGAGACCCGACUCCUGGUGGUGGACAAGGAGACAGACGAAUACCUGGCCAGCCUGCACCUGACUUGCACAGAGGAGAUGGCUCAUCAUGGGGUUCUGCCUUCAGCUCCCACAUCUCCCCGGGAUAAUGGCAACUUGUGGGAGCCCCAGCCAGAGACCCGACCCCCAAGGGCUAUGGGGGGCAGCUUCAGCAGCCAGAAGGAUGUGCCUGGAACGCCCCGGGAGCUGCGCCCACGUCUCUGUCACCUCCACAAAGGCCCCAAUGGCUAUGGCUUUAACCUGCAUAGUGAAAAGUCCCGGCCCGGGCAGUACAUUCGUGCCGUGGAUGCUGGGUCACCUGCUGCCCACUCUGGCCUUCGGGCCCAGGACCGGCUAAUCGAGGUAAAUGGCCGAAAUGUGGAGGGACUUCGCCACGCUGAAGUUGUGUCCAGCAUCAAGGCCCACGAAGAUGAGGCACGGCUGCUCGUGGUUGACCCUGAGACUGACGCCUACUUCAAGAGGCUACGGGUAGUGCCCACUGAGGAACAUGUCACAGGUCCGCUACCUUCCUUGAUUACCAAUGGCAUGAGCCCACCCCAGAUCAAUGGUGGUUCGACUUGCUCGUCUCGGAGUGAUCUGCAGAAUGUGGACAAGGACGCAGAGGACAACGACGUGGCCAAGAGGGACCCAUUCCAGGAGAGCGGGCUGCACCUAAGCCCCACCGCGGCAGAAGCCAAGGAGAAGGCCCGGGCAAAGCGCGUCAACAAGAGGGCCCCGCAGAUGGACUGGAACAAGAAGCGAGAGAUUUUUAGCAAUUUCUGAACCCGUUCCUUCCCCAUCCCCCACAGCCAGUGGCUCCUCCUGCUUCUCCCUGAAGGAAGGGAACUAGGAACUCCCUGCCAGGAGCCACAGGCUUUGUGCUCAGCUGCCCCCACCCUUCCUGAGGCCAGAGCUCCGGAGUAGCCCCAACCUGUAUCCGAGGAGCUUCAGGCUGAGGUUGGGGGGGGGACAACUUCCUUUUGGUCCCUGCUCGGUUCUCCUCCCCAAGCCCUACUGUCUGCCUGCACCCUUGCUGCUGGAAGAGCCAGUCCCUCCCCACUCCCCUCCCCGGAGCCUCAGUGAGACAGAACCAGAGAAUGGGUCGUUAGCUCCAGGAGUCAAACCUGACCCCAGGGACUGAACCUUUGCUGAAACUCCUCGUGUUUGUUCUUGUCAAUCUGGGGACUUAUUCCCUGAGAGGAGGGCAGGAGAGAGAGAAAGACUGAGUGAGACAGAGAGCCAGAGAGAAACAAAGAAAGAUAGAGGCACAGUAGAGAGAGAGAGACCCUUUAAUGUUAUUGGAUUUUUUUUUUUUAUUGGCUAGUGGAUUUAAGGGAAUUUUUGUGUUACACAUGUUUUCAUUUACUGCCAGGAAUCUCCCUUCCCCCACAGGUUCUUUGACAUACAUUCUCUCUGUGUCUCUGUCUUUCUCUCUCUCUGUCUCUCUUUCUCUGUCUCUGUGUCUGUCUGUCUAUCUCUCAGGCAGCAAAACAAAUCUCUCUGCAGUUCUUUCCUUCCCUCUUUCCUCCUCCAUUCCUCUCCUGUUAAAGUCAGAGGGACUAGGGGGAUCAAGGCCAGAACUGGCCCCAGUUUGGGGCCUCUCAGGAGGUUGCUCCAUGUGGAGAUGCUGGAAAUAGCUCAUGGGACCAUCCUGGGCCCCGGAGGCAAGUAGGGGCCCAGAAUUGAGGGGUCCCAUGCUCCUUAUCACCUAGAUCUGGGUCUCUUCUGAGCUUUGCUGCCUUUGCUCCACGUGGACCCAGAAGCUGGGUCAAAUCCUCGUCACUGGUGGGACACAGAUCCACCCUGCUCUGCAUGAGCCUCAUUGGGCAGUUGGCUGCUGCACCUAUUGGCCCUUCUAGCACCUAUUCUUGGAAGGGCUGAGUUGAUGACCAAGGCACCUACAGCUUCUGCAUCUCUUGCCCUGCUUUUCAGACUGACUCCUUCAAUGCUUCGAGCCUCCUUGGCAAUUGCCACCCCUACCUUGGACAGCCUCUUGCCUUGGAGCCUGGAAGGCAAGUAAACUAGGCCUUUGAGGAGUUUUUUUUUUUUUUUUUUAAUUCACCAGUCUUUCCAGUGGCUGAUUGACUUGUGCAGAAGAUGGAUAUUUGGGCUGGGGAUGUUUGCCUCAGCAAUUGUUAAAAUGCCUUUGGGGGUCUUCUCCUCUUCCCAAAGCCACUGCCAACUAGAAGCCUCCUGGUCUGAAGCCACCCGGGAUAGGCCUGGAGGAAGAUGGUAGCCAGGGCUCUGCUGGGGAUCAGUCUCUGUUACUGUUUUGUAAAUGUUGUAAAAGGUGCCUUAGGAUUGUCUGGGAUGUCCCAGCCCAUUCUGGGAGGACUGAGUUCUGGAGGUGGGUGGGGAGGGGAAGGGUCUUAGGAAAGUGCUCAGGGCUGGGGUGGGUAGGUAAGGGGAAACAAGUCAAAUUUGCUUUAGCAAAGUUUGCUCUGUUGUGUGUGUGUUGGGGGAAAGGAACGAAUUUGGAGUGAGGGUGAAUGAGGGAUUAUCAUGAUGAGCUUGGGUCAGGAGUCUGCAAUUCAUAGCAGUAACUAGGGUCCCAGAGCUUAUGGAGAGUUUGUUUUUUUGGGUUUCAUACCCAACUGUUCCCUGAGGAAAAGGGCCAAUCACUGACUGGAGAAUGUUCUCCUGGUUAUUUGGUGCUCCUGGAAGAGACAACCAAUGGAUGGAGUGAUUUUGGCACAAAAACUCAGAAUUUAACUCACUGUCACACUGUGGUAUUGGCUGCUAUAGCCUCCAGGUGUAGGGUUGAAUCUACCUGAAGACAGGAUUUUCCUUGCAUAUAAAAAGCAAGACACAGAGUAGACUGUCUCUUGUAUGAGGGCCAAAUGUGAUGGGCACACCCAUAGGCAUAGACCUCAGGAGAGGGUUUAUGGUGGCAGUUACAAUGGGGAAGGUAGGACCAAGGUUACUGCUCAGCUGAAAUCAGGUAUGCACGAUUGCAAAUGCAAAAUUAAGCUGCCCACUGCUAGGGCACCCUAAAUCACCUAUCAUCUCUCUCUUUCUUGUAGUGUGAUAGUACAAUAACUCUUCUUUCCCCUCCCUCCACUUACUUUGAAAAUCAAUGCGAGUAUAAGCUGUUGACAUUGUAAGCUGUAAUGUGCACUGUUAACAUCAAUAAUAAACUUGGAAUUGCCAUGUACAGUAUAGAUAGGCUGCUAAGCUGGAA